This is a messenger RNA of Fusarium keratoplasticum, 1086 nucleotides long. RefSeq lists its product as uncharacterized. Lineage: Eukaryota; Fungi; Ascomycota; Sordariomycetes; Hypocreales; Nectriaceae. Gene Ontology annotation, cellular component: endomembrane system; SNARE complex. The record is from RefSeq and is a predicted model, not a curated record. The transcript has a single exon. Gene Ontology annotation, biological process: Golgi to vacuole transport; vesicle fusion; intracellular protein transport. The coding region runs from base 1 to 1086 and encodes 361 amino acids. Gene Ontology annotation, molecular function: SNARE binding; phosphatidylinositol binding; SNAP receptor activity.
AUGGCACCGCCGCCCGAGAUCGCCAUCCCGUCCACGAGCGUCUCCGACGAAGGCUCCAAGAAGCCGUAUACCCUCUACAACAUCACCCUCCGACUUCCUCUACGCUCCUUCGUCGUCCAGAAGCGAUACUCCGACUUUGCCACCCUCAACCAGACCCUCGUGCAGGAGGUUGGCGCCGCGCCUCCAGAGCCUCUGCCCGGAAAGCACUGGCUCAAGUCGACCGUCAACUCGCUGGAGUUGACACGGGAACGUCAGGAUGGAUUGGAAAAGUACCUGCGCGCGAUUGCCGAGUCGCCCGAUCGACGGUGGCGCGAUACUUCGGCGUGGAGAGCUUUCCUGAACCUGCCGAGCUCGAGCACAACGAACUCCUCGGUGUCGGCGGCGGGAAGAGUCAAGAGUGCCGCAGCAGGCGCGGCAGAUCCUGGAACAUGGCUGGAUAUUCACAGGGAUCUGAAGCAGAACCUUCAUGAGGCGCGGCAAUGUCUAUCAAGGCGGGACGCGGCUGUGGACAAUGGCAACUCAACGGCUGCAGCGGAAGCUGGCGCAGCAGCCAAGAGGGUCCUCGUGAGGAGUGGUACGCUUAUCGCGACACUGGCAGACGGACUACGGAGGAUACAAGAGUCGGGUCGGCUGGGCGAGGGCGAACUGCGACGCCGACGCGAUCUGGUGUCCCAGGCACGGAUGGAGCGGGAGGGUCUUGAUAGGCUCUCCAACAGCAUGCCCAGCUCUACGUCUGCUUCAGGACUCGGUGGAUCUAGUCAGGGCCAGGCAUCGACAGCCGACAAAGCCGGGCUUCUCAAGGGAGGUCGACCCAGCGGCCGGGUUCUCGGAGCCCCUCUGCCCGAGACGGACAAGACCCGCGAGCUGGACAACCAAGGAGUACUACAACUACAGAAGGAAGAGAUGGAGAACCAGGAUCUCGCGGUUGAUCAACUCACGACUAUUAUCCGACGACAGAAGGAGAUGGGACUUCAGAUCUACGACGAGGUGGAACGGCAGACAGAGAUGCUGGACAAGCUGGACGAGGACGCGGGACGGGUGCAGGCCAAGGUCAAGGUGGCCAACAACCGCAUCAAGAAGAUGUGA